AUGAGUUCAAAUCAAACUAUCCCCACCACAACGGGGCCUUUGUCCACGACGGACACGGCCAUGUUGGAGGUCCUAGUUCCCGGCUAUGGCUUCAUGUCACGCAUGUUGAUGUCCUACCUCAAUUUUGACGUCAGCGCCUACCUUCAAUUCCUAGUCGGAGUCGCUGUCUUCGGUGCAAGUGCUCGAUAUACUUUAUUCGUGAUUUGGGCAUAUUUCAAUGAGUUUUUCGUUUCAAGAGCCGAGAUUCGCCUAGACGAUGAGGCAUUUCAUUAUCUGAUGUUCUGGAUCUCACGUCAGCCGCAUAUGAAGAAUACAAAUCGAUUUAUUGCAGGCAUCAAAACCAACAGUUACUGGAGCGACAAUGAAACCGACGAGGAGGAUCUCGAAAGAGACGAGGAGGAUGAGGAUAAAACUUCCACCGGCGAGAAAAGCGAUACUUUCGAUUCUUAUUGGGCCAAGGUCACCACCCGGGACAAGUACAAGAGAAUGCAAUUUACUCCCUCCGAAGGCUGCCACUACUUCUGGUACAAGAACCGUCCGCUCAUGCUCGAGCGCAUAAACAGGGACGGGGGUGCAUGGUAUGUAAUGAACAACGAGCGGAUUUUCCUAUCUUGUCUCGGUCGGAACCCAGCGAUUUUGAAAUCACUGCUAGCAGAGGCCCAGCAGGCGUAUGUUGAGCGUGACAAGAACCGCACGGUGAUCUACCGUGGCUCGCGAGUCAACGCCGGGCAAACUUUCAACUGGUACCGGUGUAUGGCGCGGCUACCUCGUCCCCUCUCUACCGUUAUUCUUGAUCAAGAACAAAAGCAUGACUUCCUUGACGAUAUCAAGGAAUACCUGCACCCUCGCACGCGGCGCUGGUACACUAACCGUGGAAUCCCGUAUCGGCGUGGAUACCUUCUACACGGUCCUCCAGGAACUGGCAAGACGAGUCUGUGCUUUGCAGCGGCUGGACUCCUUGGAUUGAAGCUCUACGUGCUUGAUCUAAAUUCCACGGCGUUGAAUGAGGAGAGUUUAUCAGCCCUGUUCUCGGAACUACCACGCCGAUGCAUUGUCUUACUUGAAGAUGUCGAUUCAGCAGGUGUUACAAAGACGCGCGCCGCCGCACCUGCUUCUACAUCUACCCCAGAUACCCCCGCGAGCGAUGCCACUCCCAAGGUCGCCGGCGUCGAAGCAGAUGGUACAGCCACCAAAGAAGACGAUAAGAAAGGCGGAAUUACACUUUCAGGACUUCUGAACGUGAUUGAUGGUGUUGCCGCCAGUGAGGGCCGCAUCCUGAUUAUGACUACCAACCACGUAGACAAGCUCGACCCAGCUCUUCUCCGCCCUGGGCGUGUCGACAUGAAGGUCAUCUUCGGGUACACCAGCGAAGCAGAUAUCAAGGAACUUUUCACCUCGAUCUACGCCACGAUGGACAACGAUAUUUCGCACAGCGCAGCCCCAACGAUGCACAGCAAUGGUAGCAAUAGGUCAGUCAAGUAUCCGACAGCCACCAUUGUUAGUAGUACUGCCAAGGCAAAGGACGAGAUUGCCCAAAGGUCCGAGAAGAGUAACGGGAAAGUGGAAAAGGCCAAGGAGGAAGACCUGAAGGCUGUUGUAUCCCUCCGGUCCAACAUUUCCAACUUGGCGUCUCAAUUUGCUGCUAUCAUUCCGAGUGGCGAGUUUACAGCUGCGGAGAUCCAAGGAUAUCUUCUCAAUCACAAGGAGAGACCCGAGGUAGCAAUUCAGGGUGCAGCGGAGUGGGUGCAAACGGCGCGAGAUAAGAAGCGUGCUGGAGAGGGAAAAGGAGAGGGGGAGGUAGAGGCGAAGGAUAAAGCUUAG
Penicillium vulpinum is the source of this 1821-nucleotide messenger RNA. Its product is annotated as BCS1 and AAA domain-containing protein. Lineage: Eukaryota; Fungi; Ascomycota; Eurotiomycetes; Eurotiales; Aspergillaceae. Gene Ontology annotation, molecular function: ATP binding; ATP hydrolysis activity. The record is from RefSeq and is a predicted model, not a curated record. Gene Ontology annotation, biological process: protein insertion into mitochondrial inner membrane from matrix; mitochondrial respiratory chain complex III assembly. The transcript has a single exon. Gene Ontology annotation, cellular component: mitochondrial inner membrane. The coding region runs from base 1 to 1821 and encodes 606 amino acids.